Messenger RNA from Protomyces lactucae-debilis, 246 nucleotides. RefSeq lists its product as uncharacterized. The transcript is spliced from 2 exons. The coding region runs from base 1 to 246 and encodes 81 amino acids. Gene Ontology annotation, biological process: proton motive force-driven ATP synthesis. Lineage: Eukaryota; Fungi; Ascomycota; Taphrinomycetes; Taphrinales; Protomycetaceae. The record is from RefSeq and is a predicted model, not a curated record.
AUGUCCUACGUUAUUGCAGGCCGCAAGAUCGGCGCAGAGUGGCUCUCCAUCGCCACACUCACCACCUUCUUCGGUGGCGUGGCCUAUGCCGUGUCUGGCUCACCCUCCACAAAGACAACCGAGGAACUCAAAAAGGCCAUGCCUCCCAUUGACGCGAGCAGCAAGGACGAAGAGUCAUUCAUCUUGAACUUCAUCAAGGAGGAAGAGGAAAAGGCAAAGAGUGCAUUGCCAGUACCCGCGCACUAG